UGAGCUACUUAGGCCAAAAACGCUCGGUUUGGGCUCGAACGCUCUCCACGCCCUUCCCUCCACAAGCAGCUAAGCACGCGAAGCCAUUUGAAAAGCUAGGAGCUUUCGGCUUUUUUUCCUUCCAUGGAAUCCUUCCAUCUGUCGAAGCUCGCAUUCGCUCCUCCUGCCUGCUUCGCCACCCUCAUCCUGCCGCCGCUCCGCCUCGCUGCAUCCUCCGCCGCCGCAUUCAGGGUCUUCUCGGCCUCUGCCGCCGACGGAGCUGUCGCUGCGCCUCUUGCGCUGGACUCGCCGUCCCUGAUCACUGGCCUUCGAGAUUCCGGGAAAGCUGAUGGACGAGCUAGGGUUAGGGGCGUUAAGGAAAUUCAGAGAGCUGAGCUCAGGGAGAACUGGCUGGACGCUCUCUCUUGCCCCUUUCCUCCCGCAAAGCCUUCCACUGAGUGGGUAAUUGGAGUCGACCCGGAUGUUUCUGGAGCCCUAGCCAUACUGAAACCUGAUCAAUCUCCUCAAGUAUUUGAUUCUCCUCACUUAAAAGUAAUGGUUGGGAAAGGAUUACGGAGUCGUUUAGAUGCAAAGUCCAUUGUUAACUUGCUUCGAAGUUCUGAAGUUCCCGUUGGAACUACUGCAUUUAUCGAGCAAUCAUCUCCAUACCCACAAGAUGGUAAACAGGGUUGGUGGGGUGGAGGAUUCGGGUAUGGAUUGUGGAUUGGAAUCUUAGUAGCUUUGGGAUUUACUGUUGUUCCCGUUCCAUCAUCAUUGUGGAAAAGAUAUUUUAAGCUGCCAGGAGGUCACCUAAAUAAGGACUUUUUGGCUUUGGGGUGUGAUGGAAUAAAUCAAAAUGGAUCUCUAAACUGUCUGCGCUUCUUUAAUUAAUGAAGUAGCAGUUAGUCAAGCAAUGCAACUUUCGACGUUGAGCCGGGGGUCUCUUUGGAAACAGCCUCUCUACUUUCGAGUAGGGGUAAGGUCUGCGUACACACACCCUCCCCAGACCCUACUCUUGUGGGAUUUAACUGGGUUGUUGUUGUUGUUGUUGUNUUUGGCUUUGGGGUGUGAUGGAAUAAAUCAAAAUGGAUCUCUAAACUGUCUGCGCUUCUUUAAUUAAUGAAGUAGCAGUUAGUCAAGCAAUGCAACUUUCGACGUUGAGCCGGGGGUCUCUUUGGAAACAGCCUCUCUACUUUCGAGUAGGGGUAAGGUCUGCGUACACACACCCUCCCCAGACCCUACUCUUGUGGGAUUUA
This is a messenger RNA of Cuscuta campestris, 1235 nucleotides long. Lineage: Eukaryota; Viridiplantae; Streptophyta; Magnoliopsida; Solanales; Convolvulaceae. The record is from the annotation of a GenBank genome assembly.